AUUUUUGAUAACAUCGUAAACAAACCAAAUCCCUGUAAAAAAAAACUUGCAACUAAUAUCCAAUCCAAAUGGCUUGAACUUUACAAGAAAUAAUCAUGAAAUACGCGAAAAUCGUCCUAACCUUACUAUUAUGUUCUUCGACGUACAUAGGAGACUAUAUAGUGUUCAAAUCGAAGUUUUCUUCUUCACAAGUCUUUAGGGCAUUUUCGGACAGUGCUGUUCAUGCUACUAUAGGAUUCCUGUCUUCAUUGGUGUUCUUUAGCCAUGAGACUAGUGUCACGGGCCACGCGAAGCUGAUUAACGUUAUAUUUUGUACGUUUGUAUCUAGUUUUAUAGACAUAGAUCAUGUGAUGGUGGCCCGAUCUUUACAUUGGAAGGAUCUCACCACCCUCAAGCAGCGAGGCGUAUUCCACUGCACCACCUUCUGGCUACUCAUCACAAUACCUCUCCUAAUCUACAGCCAUAUAUAUAAAAAACUAAACAUAUACAUCUUAUCCUGGAUGCUCACGCUAGCUUACACAAGCCACCACAUACGAGACGCCAACCGGAGAGGACUAUGGCUGUAUCCGUUCGGACAUACGUCUCCGCUGACUAAGUAUAUGUAUGUUUGUUUAACGGUGGUGUUGCCGCAUCUAUUUGGGUUGCUGAGUAGGCAUUGGAGGCCUAUGUUACUGAAGGAUACUACUGUGGAAUAUAUGCUGGUGUAAAACUUACAUAUAACCAAAUGAUAGUAAGAUAUUUAUUUUCCACCAAAAAAAAUGUCAGGGGCGACCAACUAGUUGCAAGAUAAUACUUAUGUGUGAUAAACUCAACAAAGAGUUAGAUGUAGAUGUAGUUAAUCGCUUUACAAAUCUGUAGACCCCCUAGUUAAGAAUCACUGUUCUGGAGCUACUCGCAGGUAUUUAAGUAGUAGGUAUCUUCAUUUACAAGGAAGUUGUAAAAAAAAAUGCGUAAAGGAAGUCGCACUAGAAAAAUAGAUAUAUUAAACGUCACAAAUAAAAUCACAAUAUAUUAAGCGUAAUUCAGUCAAGAUGUAGUGCAUAAUUAUUUUCCAUCGUAU
Messenger RNA from Cydia splendana, 1060 nucleotides. Its product is annotated as transmembrane protein 267. The transcript is spliced from 2 exons. The coding region runs from base 96 to 707 and encodes 203 amino acids. The record is from RefSeq and is a predicted model, not a curated record. Lineage: Eukaryota; Metazoa; Arthropoda; Insecta; Lepidoptera; Tortricidae.